This is a messenger RNA of Fragaria vesca subsp. vesca, 1224 nucleotides long. RefSeq names its product copper chaperone for superoxide dismutase-like. Gene Ontology annotation, molecular function: copper ion binding; superoxide dismutase activity. Lineage: Eukaryota; Viridiplantae; Streptophyta; Magnoliopsida; Rosales; Rosaceae. The record is from RefSeq and is a predicted model, not a curated record. The transcript is spliced from 6 exons. The coding region runs from base 1 to 978 and encodes 325 amino acids. Gene Ontology annotation, biological process: DNA repair; removal of superoxide radicals.
AUGGCAUUUCUGAGAUCAGUGGCCACCACUACUGCCAUAGCUGCCUCUCUUUUACCCGCCGCCAUUUCCUUUGCUUCUUCUUCUUCUUCUUCUUCUUCUUCUUCCUCAUCUCAAUCUUUCCGAUUCCCUAAACCCCAACACCUCUCCUUCUCCUCCUCUCCAAACCCAAAUCCUCUGUUCCUCUCCACAAGCCUCACCAACUCCCCCUCAGCUCUCCACAUGGACGCACCCACAUCCGAACAGAAGCCCUCCUUUCAGGGUGAUGCUGUAUUGCCAGAGCUCCUGACAGAGUACAUGGUAGAUAUGAAAUGUGAGGGUUGUGUUAAGGCUGUCAAGAAUAAGUUACAAGGUGUUGAGGGGGUUAAAAGUGUAGAAGUGGACCUAGAUACCCAAGUUGUUAGGAUUCUGGGUGCAACCCCUCUGAAGACCAUGACUGAAGCUCUUGAGCAGACUGGUCGAAAAGCAAGAUUAAUUGGGCAGGGGAUCCCAGAAGAUUUCUUGGUUUCUGCUGCUGUCGCUGAAUUUAAAGGUCCAGAUGUUUUUGGUGUGGUUCGUUUUGCUCAGGUGAAUAUGGAGUUGGCUAGGAUUGAAGCAAACUUUAGUGGGUUAUCACCUGGCAAACAUGGUUGGUCCAUCAAUGAAUUUGGUGAUCUAACAAAAGGUGCUGCUAGCACUGGAAAAGUAUUCGAUCCAUCAACUGAAGGAGUAAACGAGCCGCUUGGCGACCUGGGAACAUUGGAUACUGAUGAGAAUCGCAAUGCCUUCUUCACUGGAGUCAAAGAGAAGCUGAGAGUUCCGGAACUCAUUGGGCGGUCAAUAGCAGUAUACGGAACUGCUGAUAAGUCGGAUUCUGGUGUCGCUGCUGCUGUUAUUGCUAGAAGCGCAGGAGUAGGUGAGAACUACAAGAAGCUUUGCACUUGUGAUGGGACGACGAUAUGGGAAUCAAGUGACAAAGACUUUGUCAUGAGCAAGGUCUAAUAGAUGGAAACUAUAGUUGGAGUCGUAGCCUGGCACCUUGUACAAUCAAGAGUCACAUUCAUUCGUUAUAUAUACAUGGUUAAUCCUCUGCAAAUUUUAAAAAAUUAGAGUUAUUUGAUAUAAUAAAGGGCACGCCAGUUUGCCUCCGAGUUCAUAAGCUCCUUGUUUAACCAUUUUUCAGUUUCUGUAUGCCCAGUGGAAAACAAGGCAGUGUUUGACUUGGUAAUGCAAAUGCAAGAUUUUGAC